UCUCAACAUAUAAUCACUGUUAGAUUUAGUACAAACAUUAAUGUGCAAAUCUAAAUGCGACAUUAGCCUAAAAUUGUAAAUUAAAUCAUUUUUUUUUUACAAAAGUUUGACUUGUCGAAAUCUCUAUAGGAAGACUUCGAAUGGGCAGUAAAACUGAAUCGCAUUAGUUUGAAAUUGCUUGGGCUCUGGCCUAAGUCGGAACAUAAUCUCCGAGAGAAGUUAAUAUGCAAUUUACGUGUGUUGGUUGCUUUUAUCACGAUGUUAACCGGUUUUAUAAUUCCUUGCUUACAUUCAUUGAUUAGAAUUCAUUCGGAUAUUAUACUAGCAAUAGAUAACUUACAAACCACUUUACCGGGUAUCACCUGCAUUCUAAGACUUGUAAUAUUUUGGUGGAAAAAACAAGCUCUUAUACCAGUUGUAAAUAUGAUGGUGGAAGAUUGGAAAAAGUCAAAAAAUCAAACGUAUGAAAGAGAAACGAUGAUUAGAUGGGCGCUUCGUGCACGUAUAGUUAUUAUAUGUAUAUACUCCAUAAUGGGGAUGGCGUACAUAUUGUUUGUUGGUAUGCCUAUUUUUGGGAAGGCAAUAAGAUUGACACCAAACAUCACAGAUCCAGGCAGACCACUACCUCUACAAACGUAUUAUCUGUACGAUGUAACAAAGAGGCCGCAGCACGAGUUAACAUUUAUUUUUCAAGCUAUUUCUACCUUUAUUGCUAUGUUAUGUUAUACAGGAAUUGAUACUUUUCUUGGAUUACUAACAUUCCAUAUCUGUGCUCAGCUGGAUAUUCUGAAGAAUCGCCUUAUGCAUUUACAUGAAUGCGAAAGCUUUCAUGACGCAUUGAAAGACGUCGUGAUGUAUCAUAUUCGGUUACUCAGGAUGAUCUUUGCUGUCGAAGAUGCAUACAAUAUAAUACUUCUCGUAUUACUUUCAUAUUUUGCUAUACUUUUUGCGUUUUACGGAUUUUUGCUAAUUAGUUUAUUCGAUGAAGGAAAUGGUAUACCGAUUACUCGUCUGUUAUAUCUUGUCAUCAUUGUCAUCACCGUGCUCCUUCAUAUGUGUCUCUAUUGCGCUGUCGGCGAAAUGCUAAUGACUCAAUGUGAUGGAAUUUAUUAUGCAAUAUGCAAUUAUAAAUGGUAUUCUUUGGAUCCGAAAAAAGCAAGACACAUGAUAAUUUUUAUGAUCAAAGCUAGUGAACCAGUUUAUCUUACUGCUGGAAAAGUGUUUCCUAUGACCUUAUCCUUGUUUUGUAAUGUAAUAAAAACAUCGGCUGGUUAUAUGUCUUUUUUGCUUACGACGAGAAAUUAA
This is a messenger RNA of Linepithema humile (Argentine ant), 1305 nucleotides long. Its product is annotated as odorant receptor 13a-like. The record is from RefSeq and is a predicted model, not a curated record. Gene Ontology annotation, biological process: sensory perception of smell; detection of chemical stimulus involved in sensory perception of smell. Gene Ontology annotation, cellular component: plasma membrane. Gene Ontology annotation, molecular function: odorant binding; olfactory receptor activity. Lineage: Eukaryota; Metazoa; Arthropoda; Insecta; Hymenoptera; Formicidae.